AUGGUGAAACUAAGGUUAGGAUUUUCCCUUAUUCUGUUGAAUGAAUUGAGCAAUGUGCAGGGAUUCUCCACGUCUAGUACGGCUUCCUGCUCUUCAGGAGCAUUCCAACAUGACAUGUCCCUCAGAACGACGGCGGAUGUGCACCUUCCAUCUGUUACCACCAGACGAUCAUCCAGCAGCACUGCUUUGAAUAUGGUAAAAGAAGCCACGGGCGUUCCGCAGCUGGAACGGCUGUCCAAUGAAUGCAUCGAAGCCAUUAAGCAAGCUCAAGAUUUGGGAAAUAGCAUUGGAUUGACGGGGUUGCGACCGGAAGUCAUGUUUGCAGGGAUGGUCUCCAAACCCGAACGGGCCAAAAGGACGCUGGAUCAAUAUGGAAUCACCAAGGAGGAAGUCCGUGAAGCUGCUCUCAAGACGUUGCAAUAUUCUUCGGGAAUAGAGUUGGAGGGACCUAAUGCAAACAACGGUGCCCUUCCAUUUUCGGAUGAUAGCAAAAUGAUCUUGACCAAGGCAUCUCAGAUUGCCGAUGGAAUGGAAAGUGAUGCGGUUCGAUCCGAACAUGUCUUGCUAGCUCUCUUUGGUUACAAUAGCGGUAAUCCUAUUGAGACGGUUCCUGUCUUUGAGGUCUUGGCUGGUAUGAAGGCCUUGACCCAACGAGAUACUGACUUUUCCAUUACCAAGUUUUGUGAUGACUUGGUCAACUCGCUCCCGUUGAUUUCAACCGAUGGAGGGGGCAUUGUCCGAGAUAAUGUUGUCAUUGGCGGCGGAUCUGGUAAUACCAAUACCCUUGCCGAAGUUGGUGUGGACUUGACGCAAAUGGCGCUCGAAGGAAAGCUGGACAUGGUCUUUGGACGAGAUAAGGAAAUCCGAACGGCGCUUCGAACCCUGGGGCGUCGCCGCAAGAAUAACCCCUGUCUGAUUGGAGAUCCAGGUGUCGGAAAGACGGCAGUGGCCGAGGCAAUUGCCCAAGUCUUGGCCAAUGGAAUUGAAGAAGCCUUGGGAAAGGCUGACAACGCCAAGCCAGCCAACAAGAUCCGACAGCGCAUCGGAAAGAUAUUUGGAAAAGGAGGAAAAAAGGAAAAGGAACAAAUGAACGGCGACUCUUUCGACGAAAUCGACUACGAACUCCCCAAGUGUCCGCGGUCUCUCCUUGGAGCAAGACUCAUCAGUGUGGAAUUGGCCAGCCUUGUCGCUGGAACUGCCAACCGUGGUGACUUUGAAAAGAAGAUCAAGGAACUAAUAAAAGAGGCGUCCGAAAAUAACAUCAUUCUAUUCAUUGACGAGAUUCAUAACUUGAUCGGUACUGGUGGCGGUGGCGAUGGUGCCAUGAAUGCUGCCAAUUUGCUCAAGCCCGCCUUGGCUCGUGGUGAAUUGCGUGUCUUGGGUGCCACCACAACUCCAGAAUACCGAAGGUAUAUUGAAAAGGACGGAGCUUUGGAACGGCGAUUCCAACCAUGUGAAGUCAAGGAACCAACCGUGUAUGAAACCUUGGACAUUUUGGGUGCGAUUUCUCCCAAAUACGAACAAUUCCAUGGUGUCGAGUAUACCUACAACGCACUUCUUUCGGCUGCCAAGCUUUCCAACCGUUACAUUAGCGACCGAUUCCUUCCCGACAAGGCUAUUGAUCUGAUCGACGAGGCCGCAUCCAUGAUCAAGAUGAGGGAAGAUGGCGAGACCUUUUUUGUGACUGAAGAUGCCAUUGAAGAAGUCAUUUCCGAAAUUAGUGGCAUUCCACUCGGCAAACUAGACACGGACGAGAAAUCACGUCUGAAAAAUUUGGAGGCAGAACUGGAAAAGAGAAUCAAGGGACAAAGUCCAGCCGUUCGAGCUGUUGCCAAGUCAAUUCGUCGUGCUCGCAGUGGCAUGAGAGAUGGAAGAAGACCGGUUGCCAGUUUGCUGUUUUGUGGUCCCACCGGUGUUGGAAAGACUGAACUCUGCAAGUCAUUAGCGGAGACUUAUUACGGACAAGAAAAGGAUAUCAUCCGUAUCGAUAUGAGUGAAUAUAUGGAUCGUUUCUCGACAAGCCGUUUGAUCGGAGCUCCCCCAGGCUACGUUGGAUACGAAGAAGGUGGACAAUUGACCGAAGCUGUCCGCCGGAAACCACAUUCCGUCAUUCUCUUUGAUGAGAUGGAAAAGGCGCACGAAGAUGUCCUCAACUUGUUGCUGCAAAUCAUGGAUGAAGGUACUCUGACCGAUGGGAAGGGACGGACGAUCAACUUCAAGAACAAUAUUUUGAUCAUGACUUCCAACAUUGGAAGCAAGGACAUCCAAGAAGCGGCGAAGAGUGCCGGAUCAGAAAUUGAAGAGGAAUCCUUGACUGCUGAUAUCGUUAAGGUAGCUUUGGAAGAAGCCCUGCGACCAGAAUUGUUGAAUCGUAUUGACGAAAUUGUAGUAUUUGCUCCUCUUGCCUAUGACAACUUGAAGGCCAUUGCCACCAACUUGAUUGCUGACACUGUCAAGCGUGCCAAGGAUGAUCAAAGCAUUGAACUCAAGGUCUCGGAUAACAUUGCGGAAAUUGUCACUCGAGAAGCCUUGUCCGGUGCCAGUGUAUACGGCGCUAGACCCAUUCGCCGAGCCGUCCAACGAUUCCUGGAGGAUACGAUGGCCGAAGCCAUCAUGGAUGAAUUUGUCGCUGAAGGAGACAGCAUUGAAGUCGACUUGAAGGAUCCUAAUAGCGGCAAACGAGUGGUGGAAAUUAAACGUCUCUUGGAUGGCGUCACUGUCACUAUUGACGUGGACGAGGAUUCGGGAAUCAGCAAGGACAUUUUGGAGGACCAAGCAUUGUAUGGAGACCUACCAAAGUUGAACGAGCCGCCCAAACCAGAGAGCGACUCGUUCCAAUAG
Cylindrotheca closterium is the source of this 2841-nucleotide messenger RNA. NCBI's taxonomy places the organism in Eukaryota, Bacillariophyta, Bacillariophyceae, Bacillariales, Bacillariaceae. The record is from the annotation of a GenBank genome assembly.